Molecule: messenger RNA, 1295 nt
Organism: Myotis lucifugus (little brown bat)
Lineage: Eukaryota; Metazoa; Chordata; Mammalia; Chiroptera; Vespertilionidae
Gene: HAPLN3
Product: hyaluronan and proteoglycan link protein 3
Exons: 4
Coding region: 72-1166 (364 amino acids)
Biological process (GO): cell adhesion
Molecular function (GO): hyaluronic acid binding
Source: RefSeq, a predicted model, not a curated record
UUGUCUCGCUUUUCUCUUCUUUCCCAUUUGCCUGGCCUCAGCCUUGCCCAGGACACGCUGGUGCUGCCGCCAUGCACGCCGCCAUGGGCCGCCUGCUGCUCCUGGUCCUGCUGCUUCCUCUGCCCUGCAUCCCCGGCCUGCCUUUCUACAACGGCUUCUACUACUCCAACAGUGCCCACGGCUGGGACCCGGGCCUCGGCGGAGGCCUCUUCAACGGCGUGAAGCUGGUGGUGGAGACGCCCGAGGACACCCUGCUGUCCCACCGGGGGGCCAACGUGACCCUGCCCUGCCGGUACCACUACGAGCCGGCCCUGGCCUCCCACAGGCCCGUGCGCAUCAAGUGGUGGAAGCUGUCGGAGCACGGGGCCCCGGAGCAGGACGUGCUGGUGGCCGUCGGGCCGAGGCACCGCUCCUUCGGGGACUACCGGGGCCGCGUGCACCUGCGGCCGGCGGGGGAGCGGGACGUGUCGCUGGAGAUCCGGGACCUGCGGCUGGAGGACUCCGGGCGCUACCGCUGUGAGGUCAUCGACGGGCUGGAGGACCAGAGCGGCGUGGUGGAGCUGGAGCUGCGGGGUGUGGUGUUUCCCUACCAGCCCCCCCAGGGGCGCUACCAGCUCAACUUCCAGGAGGCGCAGCAGGCCUGCGAGGCCCAGGAGGCGGCGGUGGCCUCCUUCGAGCAGCUGUUCCGGGCCUGGGAGGAGGGCCUGCACUGGUGCAAUGCGGGCUGGCUGCAGGACGCCUCGGUGCAGUACCCCAUCACGCUGGCCCGGGGGCCCUGUGGUGGCCUGGGCCUGGCGCCCGGCGUGCGCAGCUAUGGGCCCCGCCACCGCCGCUUGCACCGCUAUGACGUGUUUUGCUUCGCCGCUGCCCUCAGGGGGCGGGUGUACUACCUGGAGCACCCCGAGAAGCUGACACUCUCAGAGGCCAAGGCGGCCUGCCGGGAAGACGGCGCCCAGAUUGCCAAGGUGGGCCAGCUCUUUGCCGCCUGGAAGUUCCGCGGCCUGGACCGCUGCGAUGCCGGCUGGCUGGCAGACGGCAGCGCCCGCUACCCCGUGGCUCACCCACGCCCCACCUGCGGGCCCCUGGAGCCCGGGGUCCGAAGCUUCGGCUUCCCAGACCCGCAGAGCCGCAAGUAUGGUGUGUACUGUUACCGUCCUCCUCGCUAGAGCCGGCCACAGCACUGUGCCUGCCUGGCCCUUCCCCCCACCCCCCUCACGGCUGUAUUUACUAAGUGGAUCAUGUUCCCUAUUGUUUUUAUACUUCUCAACUUAAAUAAAAAAAUAUAUAUAUUUUUA